AUGAAACCACAAAAUAAUAUUCCAUUACGUUCAGCUAAAAAAGCAGUUCGUCGUUUAAGAAAUGCUAAUACUCGUGCUACUCGUAAUGAUCUUUUAUCAGCGAUACAUCUUAAUGAUUUUAAUGAUGUUGAAAUGACAAGUAAUCUAAGUGAUAAAUCCGACGUUCAAACAAAUGAAAUUGAUGACGUGUUAAUGCAAGAGCAAAACGAAAAACAAUCGAGUGAUGAUUCAGUUUCAUUCGAUCAUAUUAUGAACGAUGUGUCCAGUGUUGAUUCUUGUUCAAGCAAUGUUGAUGAUGAAGUUUUACAGAAUAUACCACACAAUUUUAUUGAUAAUAAUUCGAGUACUGGCUUUGCAUCAAUCCCAACAACACUAUGUACAUUCAAAAUUUUGCCACAAAUAAUAGCGAUAUUAGAUAGACAUAGUUUGAUGAAUCAGCCAGCUACUGAUCAUUCAAAAAUAUCUGAUUUUAAAGAUGGUAAAGUUUGGCGAGCCAUUAUACGCCAAGAACGAACUACUGAUCCAAUGAAACAAAUAGCAACCCUGCUACUAAACAGCGAUGGGGUUGUGUUAAAAAAAUUUAGUCGUUCAAUAUGGAUCUGCUCAAUGAUAAUAAACGAGUUGCCUCGAAAAAUUCGAUUCAACCAUAACAAUAUAAUUAUUUGCUGUAUUUCAAUGGGAGGAACAAAACCCAAAAAAACACAAUUUCAGGAUUUCAUUUCGGAUUGGGUGUAUGAAUUACGUCUGAUGGAAUUAGGUUUUCACAUAUCCCCUCCAAAUCUAAAUCAUGGUUUCAUCAAAGUACAUGCUUAUCUCAUCGCUGCAGCAGUUGACAAACCAGCAGCAGCACUUUUAAUGAACUUGAAAGAUCAUUCUGGUUUCUACAGUUGUGUCCAGUGCAAUAUUCGAGGUGAACUUUAUAUCUCUUGUCACUCAGAAUUAGGAGAGUAUUUUUUGGGUGUAGGUGUAGAAGGAGGUUUGAGUGGAGGUAGAGAUUUGGGUGGAGGUGGAGGUUUGGGUGGAGGUGGAGGUUUGGGUGGAG
Molecule: messenger RNA, 1042 nt
Organism: Adineta steineri
Lineage: Eukaryota; Metazoa; Rotifera; Eurotatoria; Adinetida; Adinetidae
Source: the annotation of a GenBank genome assembly